AUGGCUAAAUCGGAUCUUGAGCGUUUACGAGAUUAUUUCGAUGCCACAUCGAAACUCGAAGUCGAGAAGGCAAAGUCACUAUUUCACGAAGAUAUCGUCAUUGAGGCACCCUUCACACCCAAGUUAAUCUCUGCUGCGGUCCCCAAAAGAAUGGAAGGACAGCAAGCAGCAUUUGCCAUGUACGACAGUCUUCCCAAGAUGGUCACACCGUUGAAUUUCAGCAACAUUCAAAUUUAUCCUUUGCAGGAGCCGGAAGAGUUUCUGGCAACGUAUCAGAGUUCUGCGACAAUGCUAGCUACCAGUUUGCCCUACAAGCAAAGCUACAUCUCAAGGUUUCGGUUCAAAGACGAGAAAAUUAUUCUGAUCGCCGAAUACUACGACGCCAUUACCUUGCUAACAGCCCUUGGCGGUUCCGUCAAGCUAGGCUAG
Molecule: messenger RNA, 429 nt
Organism: Cladophialophora psammophila CBS 110553
Lineage: Eukaryota; Fungi; Ascomycota; Eurotiomycetes; Chaetothyriales; Herpotrichiellaceae
Exons: 1
Coding region: 1-429 (142 amino acids)
Source: RefSeq, a predicted model, not a curated record